This is a messenger RNA of Plasmopara halstedii, 294 nucleotides long. RefSeq lists its product as uncharacterized. The transcript has 2 exons. The coding region runs from base 1 to 294 and encodes 97 amino acids. The record is from RefSeq and is a predicted model, not a curated record. Lineage: Eukaryota; Oomycota; Peronosporomycetes; Peronosporales; Peronosporaceae.
AUGUGUCUCGUCGCUAGUGAAUGUCGUGUCGGUGAUGAAAAAUAUUUCGAUCACUAUUUCGAUACUCUUGCUAAUAUCGAUGCGGGUCGUGACAUAUUUCACUACCUCGCGCGUGUUGAUUUGACUGGAUUCAAGCCGCAAUCGUUCCCUCUCACGAAGUAUAAGAAGGAACUCAAAGCAAAGCAAACAAAUAACGUCGUGAAGUGGCUUCUGAAUAUGCAUGAGACACUAAGUGGGCCGAAACGAGCGGAGAGUCUCGGAUCAUGUCUCUCAAUGUAUUUAGUGGAUUACUAA